Messenger RNA from Diversispora eburnea, 927 nucleotides. Lineage: Eukaryota; Fungi; Glomeromycota; Glomeromycetes; Diversisporales; Diversisporaceae. The record is from the annotation of a GenBank genome assembly.
AUGAAAUUAUCAACUCUUCUCUGCUUAACCCUUUUGAUCAUUGGUAUUAUGACUUUGCCAGACCCUUGUAAUGAAAUUGAAGAAAGAGGUGAACGAGGAGGAAGAAAAGGACAAGGUCAAUUUAUAAAGAGAAAUGAAUGCGACGGAUUCUUCAAGAGAGAUGGUGCGGCUGAUACGGAAGAUACGGAAGAUUAUAUGUCAUCCAAAUUUCUUACAGAAUCAUCAUCAUCAUCCCAAAAAAUUCAAACUUAUUCUGAGCGUCGUCGCAAAAAACUUGAAAAAUCUAAUAUAGAAGGAUAUAUUAAACCUCGUCAUGAAAUAGAAGAAGAAAAACGUAUUCAAGGUCUUUCAAAAAGAAUAGAUAAUGAAGAUAAUGAAUCUCCUGGAUUAAAAUUAUUAAUAAAGAUGGGUUAUGAGAAAGGAAAAUCUUUGGGAAAGGAUCAGAACAAUAAUUCUGGAUUAAUAGAACCAUUGGAUAUUGAAAUAAAAAAAGGUGCAGAGCUUUAUUGUAAUGUCUUUGUUCUUUGGAAUAGAUAUGGUAUAGGAAUGUCUACUGAAAUAAAACGAAAAGCACAAACUGAACUUAUUAAAGCAGUAAAACGAGAAAAAAUUGAAGAAGAAACCUUUAUUCAACGCAUGAGUCAAGAAAGUGUGAAUAAACGAAUAGAGCAACAAUUAAAUACUAUUCGGAGAGGAAUAGAGAAUAAUGUAUUUUGGUUACAUAUAGAAAAUGAAGAACAAGAAAUUGAAGAGAUUGAAAAUGAAGAAGAAGAAUUUGAAAAACUUGAAACAAAUGAAAAACUUGAUAUAAUACUUACAUAUUUACGUAAUCGAUACCAUUAUUGUUUUUGGUGUGGAUCGGAUUAUGAUAGUGCGGAAGAAUUAUUAAGAGAAUGUCCAGGAACUAAAGAAGAAGAUCACGAAUAA